AUCCGAUGUAACUUAAAAUGGUUUCAUUUGAAAAUCUGACUGUAUCUGUCGGCUGCUCGAGAUUUCUACUUGAAAUAAUUCUCCCUGAUAUGGAAACAGAAUGUCUUCGAAAGAGUUACCAGUCUUCAACAAAUUAAAAGCUUGGUUCUCCUCGAGUGUACCUCGGAAGAUGAGAGACUUGUGGAAAAAACAAGGAGGAAAGGAGGUUUCUUCUGUGAAAGAUGCCCAGUUCAUAUUUUCUAGUGAUGCAUCCUGCUCUGACACUGUUGAGAUUUACGAGAGCGAGGAGUUCCUUCACGGUUUUCUAACCAUCUUCCAUUCAAGCUAUAUCGAUGCCUGUCUCAAGGAGAAGACUGCCCAUGAGGUAGCUGCAGCUCAGUAUAUUUUGCUUCCUCCAGAUAUGGCAGAUGAUAUCCAGCAGUUGGCUUUUGUUAGUAGGCCUCCUAACCAAGAGAUGACAGAGACCACUUCAAAGAAGAAACGAGACCAAAGUAGAUCCAAUAAACCUAGUGAAGCAAAUGAAAACACAAACACCAACCACCAUCAAGAAAGGUUAUCAUCUGAACCUUCAACAUCUAAUCAAAGAGAACCUCGGAACAGAGAACUUCCAACAUUUGCUCAUGCAGCUGAUAUUGCCUUCAAGAUUGAUGAUCUGUCCAGCAUCCCGUACGUCAAGUCCUUGCCAAGGUUUGUAGGUGAUAUCACAGAUUUUAUCCCUGGAGUCAACGGAUGCUCAUUGUCUCUGAAGGCAUCAUGAUACCCAAUGCCUUCAUACGCCACUGAUUUACACUGUUAUGUUUCUAAAAGUAACUAGCUACAAAAGACUUCAAUCAUCACAUAUUGAAAUGGUAGCUUCAUGUAUUGUGUUUUGAGUUCAUCUUCUGAGCAAUAUUGUCUCAGUUCGUCCCAUGUCAUUUUGCUCGUUAUUCUUGCCUUGGGCUCAGGAACUGUCUAGUACAUAGACUUUUCAUAGAUUUAUAUACAUGUAUUAAGCCAUAAAUGUGUAUUUUCAUUGAUUUGGUUUUGGAAGUAUUAUGACUGUAUUAUGUAUAUAUUGUUGUUACAGUUGACUUUAGUGACAGAAUGAUUUACUCAUAUUUUGGAAAUGUUCUUACAUAAUUUCUGGAGUGACGAAUUAAGUGACAAAAUGAGUACCAAUGUUAUCACACGAGUUGACGUUUCAUCCAGACUUUAAUACCCCCAUCUCACUAGGAAGGCGAUCGUGGCGACCAUGGCGAUCUGUGUAAAUCCCGCAAAUCGUAGCAGAAUCUUCCUCGAAUUCUAUUUUUAGCCUGCGAGACGAUUGCACUGCAACUUCUAUGCGACCGACCUGCGCUGAAGGAAAUGGUAAUACGCUGAAAGUACGACGAUGCCACUUUCUUGCGACGAUUCGAGGCAGAUGUGAUGCGCUGCUUCUGCGAUCAAAGCGAUCGUACAACGAGGCUCAUACGCUAAUUAGGACCUCGGUACGGUGGUGCUACGAAUGAAGCGAUUAUGUUACGUUCAUGAUGGGCUCUUGAAGCGAUUUCAAGCAAUCGGCAUACUAAUCGCGGCACAUGACACAUUUUUCAGUCGAUUGCCAACCUCCGACCAACAUGGAUGUCCAGAAUUUGGUUGGACUUAUACAUCUUGGCAUUCUAAAAGAACAUCAGUUAAAAGUUGGACAGGAGAAGGAGGAGGCCAAAGAGAUACAGGGUCCGAUCUUGGCUGUCACCUAAGUCAUAAUAUACAAUAUUUUUAAAAUUUCAUUCAAAAGAUGUCGAUGAGCCUAAUAGUUAAUAUGAGGGAUGCAUCCAGAAUUUCAUAAAAGAGCAUAAAAAUCUUUGAUAUUCUGUUUCUUUUUUUCCAAAAAGUUUGUCACUCAAAAAUAUUUGGUAAAUUCCUUUCAAAUUUGCUGACAAGAAGUAGUCUACUGAUGAUGUGAGAGCACUCAUAAAAAGGGAGGGGGAGGGGGAGGGGGGCACAAUGCCAGAAUCUCCCUAAAGAUUGCCUUUCCCAAUCAAUACAUUAGUGAUCGAAUCAUCAACAAAAUUUGAUGUUGUCUACUGUCACUGUGGUUAGAAUUCAAUUUAUUUUCAAAACAUAAUCAAUUUAUUUAUUUCUGCAGAGGUAACCCAUUUCGUCAUCAAGACAUGUGAGCGUCUUUUUUCUCUUUCCAGCUGGCUCAGCAGUAAGAUUUUCAUCCUCCUCCUGUACCCCCUCCUCUUGCUCCUCCUCCUCUACCACCACCAUAACCCCCUUGAUCUUCCUUUUCGACCGCCGGCCUAAGAGGGGUAGCUUGGGCAGCUUUCCCUUUUCUGGUCCUUUUUCUGGGAGGUAUGUUUGAAAACGCCGUGGUAUCGCCUCGUAAUCUGUUGCAAAUAUGAUAAUCCGCCACCAUCGGCACGGCGUUUUAUAGCAGCGCGGACGGUUGUUGCGCAAUCGCUGCCCAGUCAUCAGCGGCGCAGCAAAAGCGCAAUGCGAACGCCUGUAGCAGGCUGAGAAUGUGUGCCACAUGCCACCCAAAGAAGGAAGCGUCGUAGUGGAAGCUGUGUGAAGCGUGUCGAGCGCAAGGCAGUCGCCUUGUAAACGGAAGCAGCGUAGCAGAAUUGUCUUGGGAACGGGCCUGAAAACCACGGGCGAUCGGUGCCGCUAUUAAUGCGCUUAUACUACGCUUUAUGCGUUGGGGCUCCGUUACAGCUACGAAUAUGUCGUUUGUAAUAAGCUCAUGACUCGAUUGUGAUGCGCUUUAGCACCUCCGCGAUCACGCUACGUAAGUUUUGAACAUGUUCAAAAUUUUGUGGCGACCGUAAAGAUGGUGGCGAUCCUUGCCGCUUCAGAAAAGAUCAAGGUACGACGGAGAAGAUUGAAAAGAUCAAGGCACGAUCAAGCUACGUUAUACCACGCUUUGUCGAUUUUUGACGAUCGCAGUGGAAUCGCCAUCUAGUGAGAUGGGGGUAUAAUGAACUGUAACUGUUCAAUAACAUUGGCUUCUCCAGAUUGACCUGAAUUUUAGAAACAAUCCCAAAAUGACAUUCAUUGUCUCUCAAAGAAAAAUGUGAUGCUCGAUAAAUCGACCACGUCCUCACUCUGCAUGUUCGAGAAAUAUCAUCACAAAUAUUCAGAAGCUCGUAUUUACAUCCCGGCCCUUUAAAUGGGGGCUUAAAGCUCAUCAUUUACAAACCAAAGAAAAGUCCUGAAUUUUUGCUUCCCUAACAAUAAUUAUGUAGGUUGCUAUGGUAACUAACAUUCCAACAUAAUAAUAUAUUUGCUUUAAAUGCAUCAUGUCAUCACCUCUGAAUAGGUUAAGUGCUAACAUUAUCAUUGUACAAAUGCAUUCCUUUCUUCACUAAGUCUAAAUGAUGUACCCUUUAUGCUAUUUACAAAAAAAGAAAUAAGUGACUCCCCUUUUCCGGCCCCUUUGACAAUUUCAAGUCUGAAAACAAAUUUACUCAAAUUUAAUCUACGAAAUACUUUCCAGAUUGUGACAAACGUUAUAUUCUGCUCCAAAUUAUGUUUGUAUCGCUCUUUUGUUAAAUUGAGUAUCAUACAUGUCCCUUUGACACUUUUUGUCUUUUUUUCAUAAAAAUAAAUGAAUAAGUCUGGUAAUCUUCCUGCAAAACUAAUAAAACAUAAGAUCAAUACAUGAUCAAUACUUGAAUUUCUGACCAGGGUGUUUAUUUUAUUUUUUUGUUUAAGUUUGUACCCUGAAAUGUCGCCUCAUCCACAGGCUAAAAAAAUAGUAAACUUAGUCUUGUAUUCAGACACAAAUUUGCCUAAAUAAUUAAACUGUGCUGCAAUAGCACUAUUGCUUUCAAAAUCAGAUUCUUUAACUGAACAUUUGCAUCUGAAAAUUAGACAGAUUCUUGACUUGUUGAAUUUAUAAAAAAUCAUUCUCUUGCAUAUCAUACAAAGAAAAGAAUAUAUGAAUGCAAAAUUUUACACAAUUCAAAUAGCAUCAAACUAAAUUGAAUUUGAAAGCCUGUGAGUUCUCUUUCCUUCAUUCCUACAAGUCCAUCUUUAUCCAGCUUUGACUUUACUGAUUUUGCAUGCAUAUUUAAUGUCCUGCAUGCAAAAUUUUUGUUAUUUAGAAUAGACUUUGGUAAAUGAUUCAUUGGCUCUGUUCUUGGUUGUCUUGCUUGCUCAUGACAUACAUGUAGCUUAUAAUAUUGAUCCAUCCAAAAUAUUGUCUUCCACUUAAUGUUGAAAUUUGUGCUAUAUAUUUCAAAUCUUUAGGUUCCAAAUCAAAUUCCCUCUUUAAAAUUUUCACUGAGGGUAUGCAUAACCCUAAUUUCUAUCAGCAAAUGAUAAGUUCUCAACUGUGUAAUCUCCAUGAGGGUGUGCAUAUUCCCUUUUUGUUGUCAAAUAUC
This is a messenger RNA of Lytechinus pictus (painted urchin), 4349 nucleotides long. Its product is annotated as telomere repeats-binding bouquet formation protein 2-like. Lineage: Eukaryota; Metazoa; Echinodermata; Echinoidea; Temnopleuroida; Toxopneustidae. The transcript has 7 exons. The record is from RefSeq and is a predicted model, not a curated record. Gene Ontology annotation, cellular component: nuclear inner membrane. Gene Ontology annotation, biological process: meiotic attachment of telomere to nuclear envelope; homologous chromosome pairing at meiosis. Bases 101 to 757 code for a protein of 218 amino acids.